UCGCUCCUCCGCCCCCGCCGCACCAUGGAGAAGAGCUCCAGCUGCGAGAGUCUGGGCUCCCAGCCGGCGGCGGCGCGGCCGCCCAGCGUGGACUCCCUGUCCAGUGCUUCCACGUCUCAUUCAGAGAAUUCAGUGCAUACAAAAUCAGCUUCUGUCAUAUCAUCUGAUUCCAUUUCAACUUCUGCAGACAACUUUUCCCCUGACUUGAGGUUCAAAGCCAAAGAUGUAACUUACAUAUGUCCAUUCACUGGUGCUGUACGAGGAACUCUGACAGUCACAAAUUACAGAUUAUAUUUCAAAAGCAUGGAACGGGACCCUCCAUUUGUUUUAGAUGCUUCCCUUGGGGUGAUAAGUAGAGUAGAAAAAAUUGGUGGUGCCUCCAGUCGAGGUGAAAAUUCUUAUGGAUUAGAAACUGUGUGCAAGGAUAUCCGGAAUUUACGGUUUGCUCAUAAACCUGAGGGACGAACAAGAAGGUCUAUAUUUGAGAAUCUAAUGAAAUAUGCAUUCCCCGUCUCUAAUAACCUGCCCCUUUUUGCCUUUGAAUACAAAGAAGUAUUUUCUGAAAAUGGCUGGAAAGUAUAUGAUCCUCUUUUAGAAUAUAGACGGCAGGGAAUUCCAAAUGAAAGCUGGAGAAUAACAAAGGUAAAUGAGCGAUAUGAGUUGUGUGAUACCUACCCUGCCCUCUUGGUUGUGCCAGCCAAUAUUCCUGAUGAAGAAUUAAAACGUGUAGCAUCGUUCAGAUCAAGGGGCCGUAUUCCAGUUCUUUCGUGGCUUCAUCCUGAAAGUCAAGCUACGAUCACCAGGUGUAGCCAGCCCAUGGUAGGAGUGAGCGGGAAGAGAAGUAAAGAAGAUGAAAAGUACCUUCAGGCCAUCAUGGACUCCAACGCCCAGUCUCAUAAAAUCUUUAUAUUUGAUGCCAGACCAAGUGUUAAUGCUGUUGCCAAUAAGGCAAAGGGUGGAGGUUAUGAAAGCGAAGAUGCCUAUCAAAAUGCAGAACUAGUUUUUCUUGAUAUCCACAAUAUUCAUGUUAUGAGAGAAUCGUUACGGAAGCUUAAGGAGAUUGUGUACCCCAACAUUGAGGAAACUCACUGGUUGUCUAACUUAGAGUCUACUCAUUGGCUUGAGCACAUUAAGCUUAUUCUUGCAGGGGCUCUUCGGAUUGCUGACAAGGUCGAAUCAGGGAAGACAUCUGUGGUGGUGCAUUGCAGUGAUGGGUGGGACCGCACAGCACAGCUGACUUCCUUGGCCAUGCUCAUGUUGGAUGGAUACUAUAGAACCAUUCGAGGAUUCGAAGUCCUUGUGGAGAAGGAAUGGCUAAGCUUUGGACAUCGAUUUCAACUAAGAGUCGGCCACGGAGAUAAAAACCAUGCAGAUGCAGACAGAUCACCUGUUUUUCUUCAGUUUAUUGACUGCGUUUGGCAGAUGACACGACAGUUUCCUACAGCAUUUGAAUUCAAUGAGUAUUUUCUCAUUACAAUUCUGGACCACCUCUACAGUUGUUUGUUUGGAACAUUCCUGUGUAACAGUGAACAGCAGAGAGGAAAAGAGAAUCUUCUCAAAAGGACUGUGUCAUUGUGGUCUUACAUAAAUAGCCAGCAUGAAGAUUUCACUAAUCCUCUCUAUGGGAGUUACUCCAAUCAUGUUCUGUACCCAGUAGCCAGCAUGCGCCACCUAGAGCUGUGGGUGGGAUAUUACAUCAGGUGGAAUCCCAGGAUGAAGCCACAGGAGCCCAUUCACAACAGAUAUAAAGAACUUCUUGCUAAACGAGCAGAGCUUCAGAAAAAAGUAGAGGAACUACAGAGAGAGAUUUCCAACCGAUCCACCUCAUCCUCCGAGCGAGCCAGUUCUCCUGCUCAGUGUGUCACUCCUGUCCAAACUGUUGUGUGAGCCGCACGUGAUGGCAUCACCACCACCAGACUCUUGACUACAGUGGCAGCUUUAUGAGUAGGAAGUCUUCUGAUUUUGGAGCCAAUCUGUGAGAGAAAGUUCAGUCACUUUAUUUAUUUAAAUUUCUCUAGGAUGAGUUUACAGUUGUAGCAGUGCAGGCGGCUCCAGUGAAAUAACCCCAUGUCUCACUACACCAUUGUAACACUAACCCUGUAGGGAUUAGAACAUAAAAAUGGAUCUGCAGUGGAAACUAUUCUGAUUAUGAGGGGAAAGUGCUGUCUUAAAUAGUCCUUCUUAUAUAAACCAUUUCAGAAACACACCUCU
Elephantulus edwardii (Cape elephant shrew) is the source of this 2211-nucleotide messenger RNA. It is a transcript of the gene MTMR2, whose product is annotated as myotubularin related protein 2. Gene Ontology annotation, biological process: dephosphorylation. NCBI's taxonomy places the organism in Eukaryota, Metazoa, Chordata, Mammalia, Macroscelidea, Macroscelididae. The record is from RefSeq and is a predicted model, not a curated record. Gene Ontology annotation, molecular function: phosphatidylinositol-3,5-bisphosphate 3-phosphatase activity. Bases 25 to 1887 code for a protein of 620 amino acids. The transcript has 15 exons.